This is a messenger RNA of Stegostoma tigrinum, 4069 nucleotides long. It is a transcript of the gene npl, whose product is annotated as N-acetylneuraminate pyruvate lyase (dihydrodipicolinate synthase). The coding region runs from base 260 to 1180 and encodes 306 amino acids. Lineage: Eukaryota; Metazoa; Chordata; Chondrichthyes; Orectolobiformes; Stegostomatidae. The record is from RefSeq and is a predicted model, not a curated record. Gene Ontology annotation, molecular function: N-acetylneuraminate lyase activity; 4-hydroxy-tetrahydrodipicolinate synthase activity. The transcript is spliced from 12 exons. Gene Ontology annotation, biological process: N-acetylneuraminate catabolic process.
UCAUGUGACCGUGGGGUGGUCACGGGUGUGGAUAUGCGCCGUGUGGUCAUUGUUACAGUUGCCUGUCGGGUCACUGGUUGUAAGUCUGCGUCGUGUGGGACACAACUUGAUUAUUGGGCUGGGUUCCAGAGGGAACGUUUAGCAGCGCCGGUGUGUUAGGCCUAGUGAGUAGAGGAGCACGUCUCGGCACUUUAUAACCAAAAAAAGGGAUGUGAUUGUCCGAAGUAGUUACUCGGUGUUAUCACAGUCCAACUUGAAGAUGGCAAUACCCAUGAACAAGCUUUGUGGUCUGGUUGCAGCAACCUUCACACCGAUGACUCAAGAAACUGAAAUAAACCUCUCUGUAAUUGGUCAGUAUGUUGAUUAUCUGGUAAAAGUCCAGGGGAUUAAAAAUAUUUUUGUGAAUGGCACAACUGGAGAGGGCAUGUCCCUUACUGUUGAAGAAAGAAAAUUGCUUGCUGAAGAGUGGAUUAAGCAAGGAAAGGGCAAGUUAGAUCAAGUGUUAAUUCAUGUGGGUUCCUUAAGUAUAAAAGAAUCAAAACAAUUGGCAAUACAUGCUGCCGAGUGCAAUGCUUCUGGGAUUGCAGUCAUUUCCCCAUUUUUCUUCAAGCCUCAAAGUAUAGAGGCUUUAACAGAAUGCCUAAAGGAAGUAGCAUCUGCUGCCCCUACCACCCCUUUCUACUAUUACCACAUUCCUGAAUUUACUGCAGUAUCUUUAAAUGUUGUGGAACUGCUAGAUGGGAUCGAGAAAAGGAUUCCAACAUUUCAGGGAGUGAAGUUCACCAGCAGUGACUUAUUGGACUUUGGUCAAUGUGUUCACAAGUUCAAGGAUAGAUUUACUUUGCUGUAUGGAAAAGAUGAGCUACUCUUGUCGGCAAUUGCACUGGGAGCAAGUGGAGCUGUUGGCAGUACAUACAAUUAUAUGGGAAAGUUGUGUAACAAGAUGCUGACUUUUGCUGAGAGAGGAGACUAUGACUCGGCAAGGGAGCACCAGGUUGUGAUCCAGGAGUUCAUUGGCUCUAUAAGUAGAUUUGGUUUUGGAGUGGCUGAAAACAAGGCUACAAUGACACUUGUAUCAGAAAUUCCACUUGGUCCCCCUCGCCUGCCAUUAUUAAAAUGCAAUGAGGAGAAGCGAGCAAAAAUAUUGGCCAUACUGAAAAUCUUAGGCAUAUUGACAUGAACACAACUCAUCAUUAUGGAUGGAAUUCACUCUCAGAACAUUCAUUUACUGUGUUUUACAAUUAUUAAUUUUACCUUUGUUUUGCUUAGACGCAGGACAGGUCUAAGCAUUAAAUCAGUAAUAUUUUGUUACAAUGUAUUAUUUUACGAAGUUCAUGCUGUCAAGUAUGCUUUAGAACGCUGUAAUGUUUAGUUAUAAUUCAUGUCUUUUGAGCUGUACAGGUGGGUGUCCAAAGACCAUUAUGGAAUGUAUUUUAUUGCUACUCGUCCUAAAGGGAGCGCAGUGUUACAAAUUGGCUACGCACAACAAACCAAAAAAGGAGUAACAAUUGUUCUGCGUUUUGGUUUGGAGAUGUAAUGGAUGAGGAAUUAUUUGCAAUAUUAGAAUCUUGUGACCUUCAAACCUACAUUUACAUUGAACAUUGUCCGUGUUAACCACAUCCCCUAAUCUACGUAUCCAAUCCUGUAGAUACAUCAAUGAUUCACAACACUGGACAACCCUGGGUCCUCCCAUGACCUCAUGAUGUUUGCGAGACAUCCUCCUUGCAUUGUAAGAGCCCAAGGACAUGCAUAUUAUUCGAUCACGUUCCAAUAUUGCCUGUUAUGCACCUCCCCAGACAAUUGCCAGCUGUGUUGUACAGUUGACUAAAUAAAUCACUUGACUCCCAGAGUCCACUUCCAGCAUGAAAGAGUUAAUUGAAAAUACACCAGUGGGGGAAAAACCUUCUUCAAUAAACAAAGGAAAGACUUUUAUACGUUUGUUUUAGUGCUCACUGAUGAGCCAUCUAGACUCAACGUUAUCUUGCUGUCUCUCCUUGGAUGAUCUCUGAUCUGUGAUCUCCAGCAUUUGUUGUUUUCAGUUUAGAAAUUACAUUGCAUGUACAAUCAAAUUAAUCAUGUGAUAGGAACUGCAGAUGCUGCAGAAUCUGAGACAACAAGGCGUGGAGCUGGACGAACACCGCAGGCCGAGCAGGAAAGCCGACGCUUUGGGCCUAGACCCUUCUUCAGAAAGAAGAAGGGUUUAGGCCCGAAGCGUCAGCUUUCCUGCUCCUCUGAUGCUGCUUGGCCUGCUGUGUUCAUCCAGCUCUACACCUUGUUAUCUCAAAUUAAUCAUGUGAUUGUUUGGUCAGUGAUAGAUAACAAUCCAUCUUCCAUGAUUUCACUAAGUUUACCAGAAACCCUUAUUCCUAUUGUUGGAGCUUUCACAAUGCAUGCUGUAUUUAACUACAUGCCAAUUCUGUUGACUUCUGCACCUGUAAUUCAGUCCUGCCUGCCAGUAGUCUGCGCCCCCCCCACCCCCCCGACACUGUCUAAAGCUGUCUCAUCCAUAGGAUUUUUAGUGGAAUUUCUUUUCAUGCUUAAUGUACUUUUCUUCAGUUGUAUGUAAAUAUUUAAAGUAAAUCCAUUUGUGAUGGAUCUCAGAUUUUAAAUCAGUUGGGUACGGAAUUCGCCUGUCAGCAUUCUCAAGGGUGUCCUUAUCUAGCUGUCUUUGUAUAAAUGACUGCAUCUGUGUGGUUGCAACAAGACUCUGUUUUCAUUGUAAACUUCUUUGUGUGGUAUUUUAAUGUUGUUACCUUGGAUAUAUUUUGACUACAAAAGUACAAUUAUCAUAACUUUAUGGUCUGUCUUUAAUACCAAACUUAACAAGCUAAUGAUUCAUUUAAAAAUCUUCUCAACCACCUUAUCGUCAACAAUUUUAGCCAUUUUAUGUCAAUUUCACUGCAUAAUCUAAUAAUCUCUUUGGGAAUAAAGAAUCUAAUUCUGCCUUUUAAAAUAUUUAAAGAUUCUGCAUCCAUGCCUUUGAGGAAGCAAAUUCCAAAGACAUGUGACUCCCUCAAUAUUUUUUGUUUUUUUAAAUAGACAACCCCGUAGUUUCUAAUGAUGAUCCCUAGCUCCAGAUUCUCCCAAAAGAGGAAACAUCCUUUUGACAUCCACACACUCAACACCCCACAGGAUCUUGCAUAUUUCAAUUAGUUUAUCUGCAGUUCUCCUGAACUGCAGAAGAUACAGUCCUAUUCUCUAUAGUCUUUUGUUAGAAGUCAAUCCACUCAGUGCAAGCAUUAGUCUGGAUGUUUGUUUAGGAUGCCAGGACUUGGAGGUUGAUUGCAGAUUGUUUCUUCCAAAAAGGCUGCAAACAUUUUGGUUCUGGAAAUAUGUUACUCUCAAACAGAUGGCAGAUAUUUAAAUAUGAAUUGGGACCACACAGGGAAUAAUGAUAUCAAUCAAUCUAACAAAGAAAUGUUGGAAAAGCACAGGAGAAACCAAAGUUUGCACUGGUUUUGAGCUGUGUUAUGUCAGAAGGAUGUGGCUACCAAAGCUACAGAACUGAGGUUUGACUGCUAACUGGUUAUCCUCUCAUCAUCCAUUCAUUGAGAGCUUGAUGAAGAGAAUUUCCGUUAUAAGAAUAAAGUGAAUAUUCCUCAGAGCCUGGUGUCUUCAUAAAUUUUACAAAAUAUAAUCCCAUGUAUCUGUGAUAUUAUGGAUUGUGGAGACUGCCUAAGUGAACCGGCCAGUUACAUCUCUCGGAUAACAAGGUGUAGAGCUGGAUGAACACAGCAGGCGAAGCAGCAUCAGAGGAGCAGGAAAGCUGACAUUUCGUCUCAAAAGGGUCUAGAGCCGAUAUGUCAGCUUUCCUGCUCCUCUGCUGCUUGGCCUGCUGUGUUCAUUCAGCUCUGCACCUUGUUAUUUUAGAUUCUCCAGCAUUGGCAGUUCCUACUAUCUCGGUUACAUCUCUCAGGUUUUUUUUAAUUCAUCCUUCAUUUUGUCUAUCUGCUUGUCUUGGAUUUGCUAGAAUCAAAAGAAUAUUGGAUUUAGAUCACAGACAUUAAUUACAUUACCUUGUUUAACUUUGCUGUGCUGAAGCUACUGUAUUAUUAAAGAAAUUACUUUG